This is a messenger RNA of Mesocricetus auratus (golden hamster), 1050 nucleotides long. It is a transcript of the gene Sycp3, whose product is annotated as synaptonemal complex protein 3. Gene Ontology annotation, cellular component: synaptonemal complex. NCBI's taxonomy places the organism in Eukaryota, Metazoa, Chordata, Mammalia, Rodentia, Cricetidae. The transcript has 9 exons. The coding region runs from base 82 to 786 and encodes 234 amino acids. Gene Ontology annotation, biological process: spermatid development; meiotic cell cycle. The record is from RefSeq and is marked provisional.
CGCAAAGGCGCAGCCGGCUCAGAAGCGUCGAGGGAGCUGAGGCGUCGACCUCCGUCCCGGGCCGCUGAAGAAACUCUAAAGAUGGUGCCUGGUGGAAGAAAGCACUCUGGGAAAUCUGGGAAGCCACCACUGGUGGAUCAGGCUAAAACAGCCUUUGACUUUGAGAAAGAAGAUAAAGAACUGAGUGGUUCAGAGGAGGAUGUUGCUGAUGAAAAGACUCCAGUAAUUGAUAAACAUGGAAAGAAAAGAUCUGGGGGACUAGUUGAAGAUGUGGGAGGUGAAGUACAGAAUAUGCUGGAAAAAUUUGGAGCUGACAUUAACAAAGCUCUUCUUGCCAAGAGAAAAAGAAUUGAAAUGUAUACCAAAGCUUCUUUCAAAGCCAGUAACCAGAAAAUUGAGCAAAUUUGGAAAACACAACAAGAAGAAAUACAGAAGCUUAACAGUGAAUAUUCUCAGCAAUUUAUGAGUGUGUUGCAGCAGUGGGAACUGGAUAUGCAGAAAUUUGAGGAACAAGGAGAAAAACUAACUAAUCUUUUUCGACAACAACAGAAGAUUUUUCAGCAGUCUAGAAUUGUUCAGAGCCAGAGACUGAAAGCAAUCAAACAGCUACAUGAGCAGUUCAUAAAGAAUUUGGAGGAUGUGGAGAAAAAUAAUGAUAAUCUAUUUACUGGCACACAAAGUGAACUUAAAAAAGAAAUGGCAAUGUUGCAAAAAAAAGUUAUGAUGGAAACUCAGCAGCAAGAGAUGGCAAAUGUUCGAAAGUCUCUUCAAUCCAUGUUAUUCUGAUGAGUCUUUGAAGAAAGAACUUGAACCUAUGUAAUAUAUGAUACAGUUAAAACAUUAUCUAUGAGGCAUGCCUAUAGAAAGUAUACUUUGAACUAUAACAUUCAUAACCAUAGCUUGUUUAAGUGGAAGACUUCUGUUCCUGUUAACUUUUAAAUAAAACUUAACAGCUGUAUAAGUAGCAGCUAUUUCAGUGUAUCAAGCUUUCAACUCUUAUAAUAGUGAAUUGUUUGCUACUAUUGUGUCAAUAAAAAUGAUUUAAAUUUA